Didymodactylos carnosus is the source of this 372-nucleotide messenger RNA. The record is from the annotation of a GenBank genome assembly. Lineage: Eukaryota; Metazoa; Rotifera; Eurotatoria; Philodinida; Philodinidae.
AUGAAAUUGACGGAUUCUUUAAGUUGUUAUGUGUGUGAUUCUAAAGAAGAUGAACAUUGUCCAGAAACAUGGACAAGAAAAGAUACUUUGCCAGUUGAAUGUGGUGGUCCAAGUGGUGUACAAGAUCCUCGAUUUUGUAUAAAAACAAUUGCCGUUUUUGGAGGUGCCGUGGCAACAAAACGUUUUUGUAGUUCUCGUCAUAUGGAUAAUCAAUGUUUGGAAAUUCGUUAUCCACAAGAUGAAAAGUUGUAUUAUUCAUGUACAUACACAUGCAGUCGUGAUGGUUGUAAUUUUGGCGAACGAUCAACUUCGACCAUAAGUUUAAUGAUGAUUUUGAUCACACUUGCAUUUAGUCUUUACUUAACAGUUUAG